AUAAAUAUUUACUUAUUUUUUUAAUAUUUUGAAUAAAAACUUUGAGUUUUAGUUUUAUUUUGAAACUUGCAACUCAUUGUAAGUGUGGUUCAUAUUGAAUAAAGAUGACUGAUUGUUUUUAAAAUAAUAUGAAUACUAUUGGAAGCUAAUUUAAAUAAAAUACAAGUUUUCUAAUUGAUUUUGCGGUGAUCAAUCAAUUUACGACGGAUAAAAAUGAAUGACGGUGAAAAUGUAGAGUGCCCUAUGAUGAAACGACAAAAGGUCUUUCAAAAUGAUAUGAACGCAGAUGAUCAUUUGAAAGAAAGUCUAAAGGAAUUUCAUGUCUUAGAUGAAGUUGACGGCGAUGAGGAUGUUUCUGAAAAUGAAGAUAUCACGGAUGGUUCCGAAGAUGAUGAUUUUUCGGAAAAUGAAGAUAUCGAGGCUGACAUUGAAAAUAUGUUAGAUGCCGAUUUACCCGAAGAAAUGAAAAGUAAAAGGAAAGAAAAUACUUACGAAGAAAAGUUUAAGACAGUAUUAGACGAAAAAGGGCGUAAUCAUUUUGAAGUACUUCCAGAAGGAUGGCUACAAGCCACCCACAACUCGGGAAUACCAAUUUACCUACAUAAAACUUCCCGUGUUUGUACAACUUCAAAGCCAUAUUUUCUUGGUCCUGGUAGUGUUCGAAAACAUGAAAUACCUUUAAGUGCCAUUCCUUGUUUAAAUUAUCGAAAAGCUCUUGAGGAAGAAUUCAAUCUAUCUAAUGAAUUGCAAAAAAAUAUUGAAAAUGAAAGUUUACCAAAAGACACUGUAAAUAAUAUAUCAAACGUACCGUUACCAUUACCAAACGCUCGAAUUGAAACUGUGAAUGAAAAUGACACUGCGAAAUCACUGUCAAGCGAACAAGUCCAAGAGUAUUGUAAAAAAUUGUUUAAAUUUCGAACAAUAAGAGUAAUGAGAUUCAAAUCGUGGUCUGCUAGACGGAAGUUUACCAAAAACCGCAAAAAUAUUAAACAUUUAAAAAGACCUACGCUACCAGAUGGCACCAAACUUAUCACAUUUCCCGUAGUCAACACUGGAAAUGAAAAUGCUAGUAAUAGUCGGCCCAAAAAAGAAUGGAUAAUGAAUCCAAAUGGUAAAAGUUAUGUUUGUAUUUUACACGAAUAUGUACAACAUGCAUUAAAAAAACAACCGACAUAUGAGUUCAAAGAGUUAGAUAAUGCGGCAACUCCAUAUUCUGCAACCGUCUCUAUCAAUGAUCUUAAAUAUGGAACGGGAUUCGGAAGCAGCAAAAAGCAAGCUAAAAGUGAAGCUGCUCGAGAAACAUUAGAAAUUUUAAUACCGGGAAUGCGAGAUAAAAUCACCAGUGCAGCAAAUGAUAAAGGUUCCAGUAGUAGCUUUUCUGUUGGAAAUGAUUUAUCUGUUUUCGAUGAAAUUAAAAUAGAGGAUCCACGUGUAGCAGAGUUCUGUGCGAAAACAACAGAGCCAUCUCCACAUGCUAUUUUGUUAACGUGUUUACAGAGAAAUUUUGGACUCGCUGAUGUUCAAAUUAAAUAUGAUAUAAAUACAUUAAAACAUAAGAAAAACGAGUUUACAAUGACUGUGGGAAAGCACACAACAACUGUAAUUUGCAAAAAUAAAAGAGAUGGUAAACAAAGAGCAUCACAAGCAAUUCUACAAAUUUUACAUCCACAUAUUCAAACUUGGGGAUCAUUGCUUCGACUUUACGGAAACCAUUCAGUAAAAAGUUUCAAAGAAAAAAAGCAAGAAGAACAAGAAAUUACGGUACUACAAAGCAAAGCUGCAAUAAAUCAACCAAACUAUGCGAUUCUCGAAAAACUAAAAUUAGAAAUGAGUCGAUUGAAUGAGAGAAGAAAUGCAAUUGUUCCUAUAGGGAAGUUUAAAAUAAACACUGAAUUACCUAAAUCUUCAGGGUCAAAUUUAAAAAAUGUUAACCUUUAGAUCUGACUUUUCGACAAUAAAUAAAUUAAAAACUAAAAAAUAGAAAAUAUGCUGUUUAACAUAACACGUAUUUUGACCCCGUAGGGACAAUUUUACUUUAGCUGAAAGUUGAUAUCGGGAGUCUAACUAUACUUGUGAAGCUGUCAUGUGAAAGGAAUCGUGUGGGCACCAUUCUACUCACCCCUUACAUACGUUAUAUUUCUCAAUCUGUCUCCCGUCGUUUGAUGAAAUGCGGUAAAAAUACCCAAAAAAGAAGAAAAAACACAGUAGAGAAAUGAAUCAUAAAAAUUAGAUGUUGGAUUAAGGAUAAUGUGGCAAUUAAUAGCUCUCGAUAUUCUCAAAUGUACUAACUAUGUAUAAUUUAAUUAAUAAAUUAAAU
This is a messenger RNA of Culicoides brevitarsis, 2317 nucleotides long. RefSeq names its product microprocessor complex subunit DGCR8 (gene pasha). The transcript is spliced from 7 exons. NCBI's taxonomy places the organism in Eukaryota, Metazoa, Arthropoda, Insecta, Diptera, Ceratopogonidae. Gene Ontology annotation, molecular function: primary miRNA binding; double-stranded RNA binding; identical protein binding. Bases 214 to 1938 code for a protein of 574 amino acids. The record is from RefSeq and is a predicted model, not a curated record. Gene Ontology annotation, cellular component: microprocessor complex. Gene Ontology annotation, biological process: primary miRNA processing.